Messenger RNA from Nerophis lumbriciformis (worm pipefish), 1470 nucleotides. NCBI's taxonomy places the organism in Eukaryota, Metazoa, Chordata, Actinopteri, Syngnathiformes, Syngnathidae. The record is from RefSeq and is a predicted model, not a curated record.
AUGUUGGCCACAAUCCUCCUACCACUUUGUGUUUUUUUAGUUCUCUUCAAUAUCAUGUGCAGAAGGCCGAAGAAUUUUCCACCAGGACCCACUAUCUUGCCAGUCCUUGGGAACAUCCUGAGUCUGAGCUUGGACAAUCCCUUGAAAGAUUUUGAGCGGUUGAGAAAGGCAUAUGGUAAUGUCUACAGUUUGUACCUUGGUCCAAGACCCGCUGUUAUUGUCAAUGGGGUACAAGCAAUGAAGGAGGCUUUAGUUUCCAAGGGGAUUGACUUCGCUGGACGACCGCAAGACCUUUAUGUCAAUGACACCACAGACAGAAAAGGAGUCAUCCUGGCUGACUAUGGUUCUAGCUGGAAGGAUCAUCGGCGAUUUGCACUGAUGACUUUGAGGAACUUUGGUCUUGGGAAGCAGUCAAUGGAGGAGAGGAUACUGGGAGAAACUGAAUUUAUCGUUGAUACAGUGGAAAAGAGCAUCGGUAGUACCUUGAGUCCCCAACUUAUGUUCCAUAAUGCAUCCUCGAACAUCAUCUGUCAGGUUCUGUUUGGUAAACGCUACGAUUACAACGAUGAGUUCAUCAAAGUGAUUGUCAAUUGUUUCACUGAGAAUGCCAAGUUGGCCAAUGGACCGUGGGCAAUGCUGUAUGACUCCUUACCAAUGAUUAGGAGUCUUCCUCUGCCCUUCAUGAAGGCUUUUGAGAACGUCAACAAAUGUCAAAAACUUGCAAAGCAGUUAUUGGCCGAACACAAGAGGACCAGAGUUCCCAAAGAACCUCGAGACUUUCUUGACUGCUAUCUGGAUGAACUUGAUAAGAGACGUGAUGAUGAAGAUUGCUCAUUUUCAGAGGAACAGCUAACAAUGUAUGCUCUAGAUCUUCACUUUGCUGGGACUGACACCACCUCAAAUACCCUCCUUACUGCUUUCCUUUAUCUUAUGACUCACCCGCAUGUACAAGAGCGUUGCCAACAGGAGAUCGAUGAGGUGUUGAAAGGAAAGGAUAAAGUGUGUUUUGAGGACAGAAACAAUAUGCCAUAUAUGCAGGCUGUAAUCCAUGAAGUUCAGAGAGUAGCAAACACUGUACCCCUUAGUGUCUUUCACUGUACAACAAAAAACACAGAGCUUAUGGGAUAUUCUAUUCCCAAGGGUACAAUGAUCAUCCCCAACAUGACCUCGGUGUUACAUGAGGAAGGCCAGUGGAAAUACCCUCACAAAUUUAAUCCUGAAAACUUCCUCAAUGAUCAGGGAGAGUUCAUCAAGCCAGAGGCCUUCAUGCCUUUUUCUGCAGGUCCUCGCAUGUGUCUUGGUGAGGGUUUGGCUCGUAUGGAACUCUUUCUCAUCACCGUGACUCUGCUAAGAAAGUUCAAUUUCAUUUGGCCUGAGGAUGCAGGAGAGCCAGACUUUACCCCGGUGUAUGGAGUAACUCUCACUCCCAAACCUUAUCGUAUGAAGAUCCAACUAAGGGCAAUGCAGUGA